Molecule: messenger RNA, 1325 nt
Organism: Tinamus guttatus (white-throated tinamou)
Lineage: Eukaryota; Metazoa; Chordata; Aves; Tinamiformes; Tinamidae
Source: RefSeq, a predicted model, not a curated record
UAAACAAAAGCCUGUGAGGACUUGUGCCUCCCUGCUCACAGAUGGAAGACUCCAAGGAAAAAAUCAUCCUGAAUGUUGGGGGAGUCAGAUAUGAAACAUACAGCAGCACUCUCCGUGCCUUCCCAGGGACCAAGCUGUGCAGCCUCACAGACCCCCAUGCCCCAAGCAUCUAUGACUAUAAUCCCACCACCAAAGAAUUCUUUUUUGAUAGGAGUGGCGAGAUCUUCAGCUAUGUGUUGAAUUACUAUAGGACCAAGCAUCUCCACUGCCCCAUACAUAUCUGUAGGUCAGUUUUAGAAGAAGAGCUGGCAUUCUGGGAAAUAAAUGAGACACAGCUAGCAUCCUGCUGCUGGCUAAAGUUGAAUAACAAGAAGGUGCCACCAGACGAAUUACACAUUUUGGAUGAAAAUGAUCAGGCCGAUGACCAGCACCUCAUAGUCCAAACAGAAAGAAUGGAUUGCAGAUGGAGAACCAGGUGGCAGCCAAAAAUCUGGUCUCUCUUUGAAAAACCCUUUUCCUCUUUCAGUGCUAAGUGUCUGGCCGUUGUUUCUCUGCUGUUCAUCAUUGGAAUUGUCAUCAUAUUCUGUGAGGAGACCAAGGCACAAUUUGACUUCUUCACUGCUAACUUCACCUUUAUUGGCCGUUCUGGAGUUGCCCACAACUACCAUGAAUCCCAUUACCACCAGGCUGCCUCUUUGCUUCAUCUGGAGCUUUUCUGUGUCCUUUGGUUUACUUUUGAGUUUUCUGUGCGAUUUUGUGUCUGCCCCGACAAAAAGAAAUUCUUCCAGAAUCCCUUGAACAUGGUUGACUUUCUGUCACUUUUUCCAGUUUAUAUUGAACUCUUUUUGGUUGGGCAGAUUCAGAAAAUGCCAAGUUUAGGGCUUUGGCUGGGCUUUAUUCGUGUUGUCUAUCUCCUCAAACUCUUGAAGUUAUCCAAGCUGAUAGAAACCCCGCUUACUCUUAGAGUUCUGUCCUAUACACUCAAGUCUAUCCUCCGUGAGAUCUGCAUCCUAUUGAUGAUUUUAGCCUUUGAAACCCUUUUCUUUGGUGCUCUGUUUUUUUAUGGGGAGUUGCUUUGUAGCAAUCCUUCCCUCACUGGGGAGCUGCACUUCACUGACAUUUUUGUCUGCUUCUGGUGGGCUCUGAUCACACUCACUACAGUGGGCUAUGGAGAUAUCAUUCCUCUCACUACUGUUGGCCAAGUGAUAGCGGCCUUAGCUGCAGUAUUCGGUAUGUUAACUAUUAUCAUACCAAUCCCCAUUUUCCUGGUGAAAUUUAAAAGCUACUAUGCUGUUGCUGUCUUCAAACAGAAGCUGAAAAGUUGA